AGCUGGUUUUGUCAAAAGAGUUGAUUACUGCGAAUGGGUGGCUAGCCCAGUGUUGGUUAAAAAGGCAAAUGGUAAAUGGCGAAUGUGCAUCGACUACACAAAUCUCAACCAAGCUUGCCCCAAGGACUGCUAUCCGAUGCCAAGCAUUGACAAAUUGGUUGAAGCGGCUUCUAGAAAUGAUAGAUUAAGUCUCUUGGAUGCAUAUUUUGGUUAUCACCAGAUGCCGAUGGCUCUGGAAGAUGAAGAGAAAACCUCGUUCUAUGCUGGUGACGAAAUUUAUUGGUAUGUCAUGAUGUCAUUUGGCUUAAAGAACGCAAGUGCUACUUACCAGAAAAUGGUGAUCAUCAUCUUCCGAGCUAAGAUCGGCAGGAAUCUAGAAGUUUAUGUUGAUGACAUUGUGAAAGAACAGAAUGCGGUUAAACCCAACCAAAUGUAUCUUCGGUGUGGAGUUUGGGAAAUUUCUGGUAUCUUUGGUGUGGAGUUUGGGAAAUUUCUGGGCUUCAUGGUUUCCCAAAGAGGGAUUGAGAUCAACCCAGAAAAGAUCAAAGUAAUUGCCAAGAUGGAACUGCCAAAGUCAGUGAAAGAUAUACAGAGAUUAACUAGAAGGGUGGUAGCUCUUCGUAGAUUCAUAUCGAAGUCGGCAGAUAAGUGCCUGCCAUUCUUCAAGAUCAUGAGGUCAGCAGCCCAGAAGGACGAAUCUAGCAAACAGAAGUUUGAAUGGAACCAAGAAUGCCAAGCUGCAUUCGAUGAGCUGAAGUCUUAUCUUAGCUCACCACCCCUACUGACUAAGGCUAUGGAUGGAGAAAUUCUCUAUUUGUACCUCGGUAUUUCAGACGAAGCAAUUAGUUCAGUUUUGGUGAGAGAAGAAGGCAAACACCAACAACCAAUUUAUUAUAUCAACAGCGUGUUGCACAGAGCAGAACUGAGGUACCUUACUAUUGAGAAAACAGCACUAGGAGUUGUCACUUCAGCCACAAAAUUUAGACCGUAUUUCCAGUCACAUCCAAUCAUAAUCCUCACAGACCAACCUCUUCAACAGAUCCUUCAAAAGCCAAAGUGUUCCGAAAGCGACUGGACCUUAUAUGUUGAUGGAGCAUCUGGUAGCAAGGGUGCAGGAGCUGGUGUUUUCUUAAUUGGCCCAGAUAGACACCAAAGUGAGCAUGCUCUGAAAGUUAACUUCGAUGCAACAAACAACAUGGCUGAGUAUGGAGCUCUGCUACUUGGUUUGCAACUAGCAUUGGAGCUGAAAGUCAUGGCGAUAGAAGUAUACAGUGACUCGCAUCUUGUGGUUAAUCAAGUCAACUCAAUCUGCAAAGUUGUUGAUCCUGUGAUGAUGACAUAUGUAGCCCUGGUGGCCGACCUAAAGUGAAAAUUCUAGAAAUUUUGUCUAAAUAAAAUUCCCCGAACUGAGAAUGAACAGGCAUAUUCACU
Rubroshorea leprosula is the source of this 1431-nucleotide messenger RNA. NCBI's taxonomy places the organism in Eukaryota, Viridiplantae, Streptophyta, Magnoliopsida, Malvales, Dipterocarpaceae. The record is from the annotation of a GenBank genome assembly.